AACCUUUACCCACACUCACCGCCACUCAUCAGCACUCACCCUAUUCCCCCUUUUCCCUAAACACAUACCCAGCAGGCACAGAGAAGGAAAAAAACGGCAGAAAGGAAGGGGAGAAAACGGGAAAAGAAAAGAGGGAGAGCAGAAGGGGAAGAGAGGGAGACGGCGCCGGUGGGCAUUACUGCCACCGUCGCCGCCGUUGUGCUGUCAGGAGGGAGAUCCGAGGAAGAGAGAGAGAGGGUGGAGUUGAGGGAGCAGAGAAACACGCCGCCACCUCCAGACGCCGUCGCCCUCAUCCCGAAUCGCCAUCAUCGCCAGUGCAGGGAGAGGAGUCGUCGCGCCACUGGAGCGCCGCCGCCACUGUUGGGUCGCCGUGCUGUCGUCUGAGAGCAGAGAGCGUGCGCGAGGAAGGAGCCUCGUGUCCGUUGUUGUCUCCGCGGGUCCCUGUCGUCGCCGCCUCUGAGUCCGUCGCCGCCAAGCCGCCGCGCAGUCAUGCCAAGGGAGAACGCUCGCGGGAAGAGGGAGAAGACGCCGUCGAGAAUCCCGUCGCCGUCAGAUCUGCCUCGUCACCGCCAUGCUUCCAUCAGCGCCGUGGAUCUGUUUCAUCGCCGAACUGAGCUAUGGAAGGAAGGGUCAGAAUGUGAUGGGAGAGAGAGACACCUUCCACCGCUGUUCCCCCGCCAGAUCCGUGUCACCGCCACGAACUGCCGCUGUUCUGGCUGCCGGAAGCCGCCGCCGAGCCUUUGCCUUCUUGUUAAGGUUACAGUUCGACCAUCGGAGUUUCUGGCCGCUGUCGGAGAUGCCGCCGGGUCAUCUCGGGAUUGUGGCUGUUCCAUUUUGCUCUUACUGUAGGAUUGAGUUAUCGGGAUUGCCUGUUGCAAUUAAAGUCGUUUCUGCUAUUGUGGAAGUGAGCAGACCUGCGAUUGAGGCUGCAGUUGGUUUCAGGCGGAGAGGAAUGGUUCUUGUGACGCCUUUAGUUUAUGGGUUCAACUUUCGAGCUUUAUCUUUUCAGGAACCAGAUGGAGAGGCAUUAAGAAGAGUUAUACUGCGUCUGGUUUAUAUGUUAUUGUAUUAACUAGAUUAUUUUCUUCCCUCGUCUUUGUUAGUACAAGUUUGUAAGAGGGAUAGGAAUUGUAUGUUUUAUAUGUAUAAUAUAUUGAGUUAUUAUGUAAGGAGUCUUGUAUAUGAAUCUAUGUUUGCUUGUAUUUUUUUUAAGAUAAAGUAUUUAUUUCUGGUUUUCAAAAAAAUCAACGAUACAGUGUCGAGGCACAGGCUCCUAUUUUAGUAUUUAAUAUGUAAAGUAAUCGUAAUACUUCUUGCUAUCAGAGUGGCGCAGCCGGAAGCGUGACUUCUGAUAGUGAGGGUGUUACAUUAUGGUAUCAGAGCGGUUCAUCCUGAUUAGAGCCUUGGGGAUGGACUGACCAUGUUUCAUUGCAUUCUCUGAAUGUCCGUCAUGUUGUAGGUCUUGUCCAAGUAACAAGAAUUAGAGUUUAUGGACAUGACUGCUUAUUAAUUAACACUGUUAGCUUACCGUUGCAUAUCGGUUGAUGUUAAGUCUGGCCAACUUAAUGUUGAUGGCUUAUGUGAACGGGGAAGUUAAUGGGUUAUUAUAGGCGAAUUGGAAUUAAUAAGUAAUAGGUAAUGCUUAUCACGCAGCUUGCAGACGUUAGGAAUUAA
Molecule: messenger RNA, 1674 nt
Organism: Arachis stenosperma
Lineage: Eukaryota; Viridiplantae; Streptophyta; Magnoliopsida; Fabales; Fabaceae
Exons: 4
Coding region: 572-1072 (166 amino acids)
Source: RefSeq, a predicted model, not a curated record